AUGACGAUUUUCCCAUGGAACCAUGGUAAGGGUAACGCCAGCGGUUAUCAGGCUACGACUAUCAAGGCUACAACAGGAUGGAUACAAGGCGAUGAUGAUAAGAAGAUCAAAUGUGGUGCAAAGUCUACCAUAGGCAUCCCUUCUAGUGUGCAAGGUGUGGUGGAGGAGGCUCGUAGGAGUAUCACUGGACAGGCUCUCGAACGACGACAACACAAUGCAGUUCGGCUGAAGGGGGUGUACGAGGCGUUGGCAGCUGUAUGCUGGGGAGCACGCACUAUUGGAGACGCCGGCCAGAUACGACCAUUGGAACUACACGAGUUCGUAUGA
Messenger RNA from Perkinsus marinus ATCC 50983, 327 nucleotides. RefSeq lists its product as hypothetical. Lineage: Eukaryota; Perkinsozoa; Perkinsida; Perkinsidae. The record is from RefSeq and is a predicted model, not a curated record. The transcript is spliced from 5 exons. Bases 1 to 327 code for a protein of 108 amino acids.